Messenger RNA from Camelus dromedarius (Arabian camel), 1782 nucleotides. Its product is annotated as integrin alpha-7. NCBI's taxonomy places the organism in Eukaryota, Metazoa, Chordata, Mammalia, Artiodactyla, Camelidae. The coding region runs from base 1 to 1782 and encodes 593 amino acids. The record is from RefSeq and is a predicted model, not a curated record. The transcript has 14 exons. Gene Ontology annotation, cellular component: integrin complex; external side of plasma membrane. Gene Ontology annotation, molecular function: integrin binding. Gene Ontology annotation, biological process: leukocyte migration; cell adhesion mediated by integrin; cell-matrix adhesion.
AUGCCAUCUUCCCGCUUCCACUUGCCUGGAAGGAGUUUGGUUGCAGACUUUGCAAAGGGCUGCCUGGGGCCCAGCAUCUACUUAGCACACACCCUGGGGCCAGCUGAGAAUGUCAAAGACAAGCUUCGGGCCAUUGUGGUGACCCUGUCCUAUAGUCUCCCGACCCCUCGGCUCCGGCGACAGGCUCCUGGCCAGGGGCUGCCCCCAGCGGCCCCCAUCCUCAAUGCCCACCAGCCCAGCACCCAGCGGACGGAGAUCCACUUCCUGAAGCAAGGCUGUGGGGAAGAUAAGAUCUGUCAGAGCAACCUGCGGCUGGUCCACGCCCGUUUCUGCACCCGCAUCAGUGACACCGAGUUUCAGCCUCUGCCCAUGGACGCAGAUGGGACGACAGCCCUGUUUGCACUGAGUGGGCAGCCAGUCAUCGGCCUGGAGCUGAAGGUCAGCAAUCUGCCCUCGGACCCAGCCCAGCCCCAGGCCGACGGGGAUGACGCUCACGAGGCCCAGCUCCUGGUCACCCUCCCUGCCUCUCUGCACUACUCAGGAGUCCGGGCCCUGGACCCUGCGGAGAAGCCACUGUGCCUGUCCAAUGACAACGCCUCCCACGUCGAGUGUGAGCUUGGGAACCCCAUGAAGAGAGGCGCCCAGGUCACCUUCUACCUCAUCCUUAGCACCUCAGGGAUCACCAUUGAGACCACAGAGCUAGAGGUGGAGCUGCUGUUAGCCACGAUCAGCGAGCAGGAGCUGCGUCCGGUCUCUGCCCGAGCUCGUGUCUUCAUCGAGCUGCCGCUGUCCAUCACAGGGGUGGCCAUUCCCCAGCAGCUCUUCUUCUCCGGCGUGGUGCAGGGUGAGAGUGCCAUGCGGUCUGAGCGGGAUGUGGGCAGCAAGGUCAAGUACGAGGUCACGGUCUCCAACCAAGGCCAGUCACUCAACACCCUGGGCUCUGCCUUCCUCAACAUCAUGUGGCCCCACGAGAUUGCCAACGGGAAGUGGCUGCUGUACCCCAUGCGGGUCGAGCUGGAGGGCGGGCAGGGGCCCGGGCAGAAGGGGCUCUGUUCCCCCAGGCCCAACGCCCUCUACCUGGAUGUGGACAGCAGGGACAGGAGGCGGCGGGAGCUGGGGCAGCCGGAGCAGCCGGAGCCUCGUGAGCAGCCGGAGCCCAGCACGUCCUGGUGGCCAGUGUCCUCUGCUGAGAAGAAGAAAAACAUCACCCUGGACUGCGCCCAGGGCACGGCCAACUGCAUGGUGUUCAGCUGCCCUCUCUACAGUUUUGACCGCGCGGCUGUGCUGCACGUCUGGGGCCGCCUCUGGAACAGCACCUUCCUGGAGGAGUACUCAGCUGUGAAGUCCCUGGAGGUGAUUGUUCGAGCCAACAUCACCGUGAAGUCCUCCAUCAAGAACCUGCUGCUCAGAGACGCCUCCACGGUGAUCCCAGUGAUGGUAUACUUGGACCCCGUGGCGGUGGUGGCAGAAGGAGUCCCCUGGUGGGUCAUCCUCCUGGCUGUCCUGGCCGGGCUGCUGGUGUUGGCGCUACUGGUGUUGCUCAUGUGGAAGAUGGGAUUCUUCAAGCGAGCGCGGUACCCCGAAGCCGCAGUGCCCCAGUACCACGCGGUGAAGAUCCCGCGGGAAGACCGGCAGCAGUUCAAGGAGGAGAAGACGGGCACGAUCCUGAGGAACAACUGGGGCAGCCCCCGGCGGGAGGGCCCCGACGCGCACCCCAUCCUGGCUGGGGAUGGGCAGCCCGAGCUGGGCCCCAAUGGCCACCCUGUGCCAAGCACUGCCUAG